AUGGCGUACGCAUUCGACGGCUACUCGGAAGCCACCUCCCGUCGGAACCGACCACAACCUCCAAGAGGACGACGGCAGCGCCGGAGAGAGCAGGACGAGUCCGACAACGGGCCCGACGACGUGUACUUUGGGACCGGCCGCUUCUACGAGGAGAACCUCCGGAGCGAGCAGCAGCGGCAGCGGGAGCAGCGGGAGCAGUGGGAACAGCAGCAGCAACAGCAACAGCAGCAGAUCCCGCGGUACAUGCCGUUCGGCCCUUUUGGUGAUGCGAGCGGACUGGGAUCCAGGGUCGGAAGACUAAGGACCGAGGAGGAAUGGAGACGGCUGUUCGCGGAGGCCUUGAGGAGGUUACGGGAUAGGGCCGGCGGCGGGCUUGGGCGGCAGGAUGUUGCUGGGGCGGGCGAGGAGAUCGGCUUGGAGGACUUACUUGACGAUCUAUUCGGUGGUGGGGACGAAGAUGGAGGUGGGGUGGGGCUCGGUGGCGGCGACGCGAUCAGGUUCAACGACCUCUUCGGCUCGCCCAAUGAUCACCCCGGAGGCGCCAGCUUUGGCGGCCAGGGAGAUGCUCAGAGAGGAGGAGGGGUCGGCCUGGCCCUGGUUGAGUUCAUCGAGCUGCUCGCGCACCGGCUCGGGGGCGGCAGCCUGUAUGGGUAUGCCGGGGGUACCCCUCGGCCUGCUGAGAGGUUGUUUGACGAUUGGCGUAGAGGCUGGUGA
Colletotrichum destructivum is the source of this 714-nucleotide messenger RNA. RefSeq lists its product as uncharacterized. The transcript has a single exon. The record is from RefSeq and is a predicted model, not a curated record. Lineage: Eukaryota; Fungi; Ascomycota; Sordariomycetes; Glomerellales; Glomerellaceae. The coding region runs from base 1 to 714 and encodes 237 amino acids.